GUGCGCUGAAUCUCCGACAAGUUGGUUGUGCGUUGUUCAAGUUCUUGGAGGCCGUGUUAACGAAUUAAAGCAACAAAAACAAAACGUGAUAAUCGAAAAGAAAUCGUAAAAAAAAACAGCAACAAAAUGCGGUGCCUAGCAUUGAACGCGUUGCUUGUUUGCAUUAUUGUUAUUGCUGGACAAAGCCAAAUUACAGCUGGCUAUAGGAGCGAAAUUGAGAUAACUCCCGAGCCCGAUGUGGAGACAACGACCAAAAAAUCCGGCUGGUUUGGCGGCUUCAAGAAGUUCUUUGGAAGCAGCAGCAAAGAGACUGAGACUACAACAACAACAUCCACGACAACUACGACAACAACAGCUAGACCAGUGAUGCCGGCAAUUGCGCAAAAGCCACCGCCAUUGGUUAUUUCACAUGCACCACUAAUGCCACUGGGACCACGUCCCGAUACGCCCAGCUCCUCACCCUUUGGUGGAUCGGGCUCAGCCUUGCAUGGUCCGCAAUGGCCAGCAGCACCAGCUGGAGGUGCAGCAGUAUCCGCUGGAGGUGCAGCAGCAUCCGCUGGAGGUGCAGCAGCGGCAGCUGGAGGCGCAACAGCAGCGGUCGGAGGAGUUGCAGGACCUGGUAAUCAUCAGACAAAUAAUAUUGCUGCCUCAACAUCAACGUCAACUGCAACGGCAACGUCAACAUGGCAACAGGGUCGUCCACAAUUCGGUGGUGCCUCCACCGCCGCCAAUUUACCGCCAGGAUUUGCUCCGUAUCGACCGCAGAAGCCUCAGCCCAGCGGCUUUGAUUUGAGCUACUCAGGCGGUGGCGCAAACGCCAACAAUGGACCACGACCCAAUUUUGGCUUGGCGCCUAUGACAAGUAGCACCACCAGUACAACUACCACUACGACCAGCACAACUACAACCACGCAGCGACCACGCAUCGAUAUGCAGCCGGGUGGCGUUGAUUUGCGCUUUGGCGGCAGCACAACAACAACAUCGACAGUGAAGCCGCUGUCGCCACAACACAAGGAUGAGUUCCCCACGCUGCCCGUGCCGCGUCGUCCUUCAAUUGGAGAGGAUUAUCCGGUGCUACCGACACCCAAAUCACCAGGUGCAAUAGGCAUACCCACACCCCGCACACCCACAUCGCCAUCAGCGUGGCAGGUUCCGUUGCCAACGCCAGCUGUCAAACCAGCAGCAGCAACUACACCUGCUGCCACUCAUGGCUCAUCGGGUGGCUCAUGGGGUGGCUCAUCGGGUGGCUCAUGGGGUGGCUCAUCGGGUGGCUCAUCGGGUGUCUCAUUUGUGCCGCACACGGGUGGCUCGACUUCAACGACAGUGCGUCCGGGCUUUGGUUCGUCAGGUAACUCGCUGGCCAGCGAUGAUGAGAUACGCCAGCUAACCGAACAGCUCUACACGAAGGAGACCAACAGUCAAUUAAGCCUAAUCAAUGUGAAUCUUCAAGGACGUACUCGAUCAAUUGAUAGCGCCGAUGAAGCGCCACAGCCAUUGCUGACCGUCGAUGCGAAGGCUUUGGAACCGUUGACGAUUGCCAAGAUGCUUUUGCUGUUCAACAACUACGAGCAGGAUACACUGGUCAAUGAGCAUGUGACGGCCAACGAGCGUAAGGAGGAGAAUGAGUUCCUGGAUGCCGUAAUGGCGACGAGUGUUAUGCGCCAGGCAAUGUUGUUCCUGCAACAGAAGGGUCUGGUUACGCCCGAUCCGAAGACGCAUCGAGAUCUCGUCAAGGAGCUGUGGUUUACACAAUAUUCGCGCGGUCAAGGCAAGAUUGGCAGCUCCGGUUUCGAGCAUGUGUUCGUCCAUGAGGUGAAGAACGGUACCAUAAUUGGUUUCCACAACUGGGUCUAUGUCAACGAGGAGGAGAAAGCCGGUCGCUUUGACUACAAGGGCUACAUGAAGGAACAAGACAUUGGCACGAAGGGCAAAGUGCUGAAGGUUCGUUUCAGCCAUGAGGGCUUGAAUAAACCAGUUGACACAAUGUUUAUUGGCACCUCACCGGAAUUGGAGCUGGCGCUAUACACCGUCUGCUUCCAGCUACGUCCGGACCGCACCUGUCCCGUCUCCCUGGGUAACACCAAGUUUGGCAUUGUCACCUAUUCGUGGCGCUACAGGGGCAAGAGCCUCAUUGGUAGCGCAUAUCCUGAGAUUUAAACUCUCCGCAUCCAUAAACAGCUCGCCAUAUGGUUUUUUUUUUUAUUUCUAUCUCUCCAUAUAGCAAUUAUUCUUUCUUCUGUGUACAAUAAAUAAAUACAUAUUUAAAAUAUC
Molecule: messenger RNA, 2271 nt
Organism: Drosophila grimshawi
Lineage: Eukaryota; Metazoa; Arthropoda; Insecta; Diptera; Drosophilidae
Product: poly(U)-specific endoribonuclease homolog
Exons: 4
Coding region: 127-2157 (676 amino acids)
Molecular function (GO): RNA endonuclease activity
Source: RefSeq, a predicted model, not a curated record